AUGACUACUACUACUACUACUAAUACUACUACUGUUACUGCUAAUACUGUGCCGUUCAUUCAUCCAGUCACCCAGCAAUUCACCCAUCCCCACCCAACCACAGCGGCGCCCGCCGAACGGCACCAGUGUCACCCGCGCGCGCGAAAACGGGGUGGCAAACCUGAAGAUUUUAACCUUAUCUCCAAUAUUCUACCCAAUACUCAAGGAUUUUCACCCUAUCACCAACAUUCAACAAAGUUGAACUCAUCCCCAGAACCUGAAGAUUUUAACCUUAUCCCCAAUAUUCUACCCAUUACUCAAGGAUUUUCACCCUAUCCCCAACAUUCAACAAAGUUGAACUUAUCCCCAGAACCUGAGGAUUUUAACCCUAUCUCCAAUAUUCUACCCAAUACUCAAGGAUUUUCACCCUAUCCCCAACAUUCAACAAAGUUGAAAUCAUCCCCAGUACGACUCAACCCUCCUCCUCCUCCUCCUCCUCCUCCUCCUCCUCCUCCUCCCCCAGGAGACCCAAGGAGGAGACCGACCUCCUCCUGCAUCACGGGCGGAGCAGCAGCAGCAGCAGCCUUGGUGGGUUCGCCUUCAGAAGCUAUUUCGAAAUUCAAUUGUACCUGA
Molecule: messenger RNA, 612 nt
Organism: Macrobrachium nipponense
Lineage: Eukaryota; Metazoa; Arthropoda; Malacostraca; Decapoda; Palaemonidae
Product: amyloid beta A4 precursor protein-binding family B member 1-interacting protein-like
Exons: 3
Coding region: 1-612 (203 amino acids)
Source: RefSeq, a predicted model, not a curated record